UUUACUGUUUGAUUCCAAAAUUGAGUUGGUUAAAAAUAAAAGCCAGUUGGGAGUUAUGCGCUAUCUACCAGAAAGUAGUUUAACUGUUUAGAUAUUGAACAACUACUGGAGAAUUCUGUUUUGUCAAGCAAUAGAAAAAUAGGAUGAAUACCCUGGAGAAUCUUUUAAAUGAAACAAAAAAUAUUGAAUCAUUGAAUAAAAGCGCUGUAUCGAAGUUAAAUAAUCUCAUCAAUAAUUUGAAGACUCAAAAACAAAAGCAGAAUGAGUAUGAAGUUCAAAUUGAUCAAUUUAAGCAAGGUAAUGAGUUUUACCAGGCUCAAGUAAAGAAGUUGAGUGGAAGAUUGAAGUCAAAAAAGAAAAUUUACACACAGUUUGAUCUUGCCAGAAACGUUUUUAAGAGGCUCAUUGAACAAUACGAAGAAAUAUUGAAACCACAGGAUAUGUUUGACGUAAUAAACAAUGAGAAAUCUGUAAACAAAGAACAACACAAUCUGGCAAAUGAAAUUCAACAUCGUCAUAUGAAUAUUAAUAAGAGUCUACAGGAAAUUACCGUCUGUUUGAAAACGAUGACUACUACAUUAGAAUAAUUGUGAUUUUUUAGUUAUUAAUUAAAUUGUUAAAUUAAA
This is a messenger RNA of Diabrotica virgifera virgifera (western corn rootworm), 626 nucleotides long. RefSeq lists its product as uncharacterized. The transcript is spliced from 4 exons. Lineage: Eukaryota; Metazoa; Arthropoda; Insecta; Coleoptera; Chrysomelidae. The coding region runs from base 144 to 587 and encodes 147 amino acids. The record is from RefSeq and is a predicted model, not a curated record.